CUUCACAUGAUAGAAAUCCCAAACAAGCUUGGCAAAAUGUUUGAACGUGAGUGCUCCACAGCACACAAGUAUCUAUAGGGUUUGCUAUCUCUUGCGCACACUCAAAAGCGAUGAUUGUAGCGUCGGAUCAGGAAAACCGGGUGUGUGCGUCAAUACUGCCUUCAUGUAGUCCUAUUGACCAAUUGUUGUGAAUUCGAACAACCCGAGACAGACUAUAGAAUACUUUGUGCGACUUCUCGCACUACCUUUAGCUCAGGCUGCUCAGCCCGUAGAUAUCGAAAGCUUAAGCGCCAAGUGAGGCAAAAAGCCAAAGCCAAAGGGCGCCAGCGGCCAGCGCCAAAAAAACACAGGAUUGAACAAGGUUUCAACGUUGAUUCUAACGUACAGAUAAGAUGACCUAAAAUUGAUCAGUGCUAAUCUUUCGAGCGAUGGAGCAUGGAUGCACCAGUAUAAAGAGCGGGCGAGAGUAGCAUUUGUCUACAGUUCAGUCUCAAUCCAAGAUGUCAAUCCUCACUAUCCCGAAGCUUGCAGAUGAGCUCUUCUUGCGACCCAUCGUAAUAUCGAUGAACAGCUUGGCCCUGUCAACCCUCAUGACCUAUGUCAUGUCCGCCAACGCAAGUAUCGACUGGAGACCGAUAACCAUCUGUGUCACGUCGGAUAUCCUUGCCAUGGGCGCUGACCACCUCAAAGAUAAAGAAGAAGAAUUUUCGUCAGAUCGCAAUACCACCAAAAACCCACGCCUCGCCUCUUGGUUUAUGUAUGCACGAACAUUCCUCGCCGUCAGCGCUGUGCUUCUUGCAUUUGCACUAUCUCAGUGUCCCAUUUCGACGCUCCUCACCACGGCAACUUUCGUCGCUCCUGCCUUGCUCUGGACCACUCCGAUCAGUUUCAAGAAGUUUUGGCUGAUCUCGAGGCGCUUAUCCGGGAGGUUUUCCGGAGACAAGCGCCAGCCUUCCACCUCUGCGCCUGUCCUGGUCAUCAAACGCAUCCCUGGCAUGAAAGCCAUUUUUAAUGGGAUAAUUCGAGGAUGUGGCAUCUACACUGUAGUCUUCUCCGUUUUGUCAGGGUCAGGCAAUAUGACCAACACGUUGCCGUCUUUAUGGAACGUCGUUCAACUGAUAGUCUGGUCGACCGUCAACCGCUCAUGCCACGCUAUCAUGACCGAUGUCCGCGAUUUCGAAGAUGAUAUGAAGGCCGGGGUCCCCACUAUACCCGUCCUUCUCGGUUCGAUACUCAAAACGAAGGUCAUAUUGACGGCUUGUCAUAUGGUGGUCAUGUUGACCUUCAUUGAGAACCCAUAUAUUAUGGGAAGCUGUCUAUUUGCUUCAGCUCUGGUGUGGAUGCUUAGCAAACGCUCGCCGAAAAAGGCGUUCUUGUUUAGCUCUCAUUCACAGUCUUUGUUUAUUAUGUGGUACCUUUUGACGACCCAUAUCUAGCUCCUGUCGGCAGUAUCUUCUGCGACAAAAUAUUCACAAGUAUCUUAGUAAUAUUUAUAGAUUGGUAACUGGUUGUCGAAGGACACAUUCAUACUUACGUAGAUACUUGCCUUAGACCGCUCAGUGGCAUAAGCUCAAUUUCCUAGCUAUAAACCAAGUUCUUCAUAAUGUUAAAACGCAAUACGAUUCUUUAUCAGCAUCGUCACGCAUAAUUACC
This is a messenger RNA of Suillus bovinus, 1653 nucleotides long. RefSeq lists its product as uncharacterized. The record is from RefSeq and is a predicted model, not a curated record. Gene Ontology annotation, cellular component: membrane. Gene Ontology annotation, molecular function: transferase activity, transferring alkyl or aryl (other than methyl) groups. The transcript is spliced from 4 exons. Lineage: Eukaryota; Fungi; Basidiomycota; Agaricomycetes; Boletales; Suillaceae. The coding region runs from base 501 to 1436 and encodes 311 amino acids.